This is a messenger RNA of Oryzias latipes (Japanese medaka), 6874 nucleotides long. RefSeq names its product shroom family member 1 (gene shroom1). Gene Ontology annotation, molecular function: actin filament binding. Gene Ontology annotation, cellular component: apical plasma membrane; apical junction complex; cortical actin cytoskeleton. The record is from RefSeq and is a predicted model, not a curated record. Lineage: Eukaryota; Metazoa; Chordata; Actinopteri; Beloniformes; Adrianichthyidae. Gene Ontology annotation, biological process: actin filament organization.
GUUCAGGCAGCCGGCUGCACUAGUGGCUAUCUGCAGCAGUGAAAUAUUCCCUCCGCUGCGCUCAUUGUGCAUCGGAGAGCCGGACGUCAUCGGCUGGCCAAUCAAUGGCUCCCACUAGGCAGCCUUGGGUCCCAGUGGGGGAAGGAGGGACCCUCUAAAAAUCUUCUCUCUUAUUUCUGGCUCUCCUGGUAACUUGGUCUGGUCACUCUUCAGUCAAAGAGGUGUUUUUGUUGAGAAGAACCAAGGGGAGGCUUGCUUUUUUGUUUUUGUUUUAGAUGGGAAUCAGGAAAGCCAAUGGCAUAAACUGUAAGAUUGGGGAUAAACGUGUUCAAGAAGCUCUGGAAGAGCCAGGAAAAUGACCUAAUCAGUGGCAAGUGGGACAGGCAAAUGUGCUGGUGGCAUCUUCAUCAGUUUUGCUCACAAAGCGCACAUGCGUUGGCCUGCGUACUCACCUACCACAUCCAGAAACCGUACCCUUCCCUUCCUGACAUUUGCCCCGUUCCUUCAUGGAUUCCUACAGCUUGCACUUUGACAGAAUGAGCAACGUGGACUUGCAUCCUCUGAGCCUGCCUGUCAGCCGGCUUUCCCCAGCCAAGUCCAGCAGCAGCAUCAUCGAGCAACUUGCCCACCACCAACACGGCAAAGGAGACUCCGCUUACAGCUCCUUCUCUGGUGGAUCUACUGCCCCAGACUACCCCUCUCCAUUCCUCCAGGAUGAGCUGCAGCCCAACUCUUUCAGCCACUAUGCUGAACUUGGGUGUGUGAAGUCCUUGUACCGGCCAGCCCAGAUUCUUCACUCUGAAUCAAAGACCAUGGACCAGCUCUAUCGUUCCGUUGAGGCUAUCUCACAGCAAUAUCACAAUAGCACUAAUAUAAACCAUCAGAGUGAAAACACCGACAACAACCUUCACGGCAACAACAAAACACUAUCUACACAACAUGCACAUUCCAGAAAUCCAUCUCAAGGUGGCCAACCUCAUUCUCCUCCCCCUCCAAUCCCAGCACGCCUUGACAGUUACAUAGCCACAAAAAAUCUGGAAAACAGCAGGGUACACCACAGUACAGAGCUACAACCUCAGCAACCAAAACCUCAACAGAACUCCAGAUCCCAUUCUCAGCUCAUUCCCUGUGGCCUUCCUCCCAAAUCUGAAACUGCUAACCAAGACAAUAACAGCCCAAGCUUCAACGGUGAUCCAGUGUGGAGAGCUGUGAAACAAGAACAGCCACAGGCCCAGAAUCCACCAAGCCACCAGAGCCAUCUACAGUAUCACAAAGACACCAGAAUGACUCCAGAGGACCUUUUCAUCACUGAUAACAAGGCUCUCACUGAGCAACAGCGACCAGCAAACAUUCUAAGUAAAUCACCUCCCCGGAGAAAUUGCCAGCCAAACCACUUACCACCCAGGGAAUCUUUGAGUAGUGAUGGAUAUGACAGGGAGAACCACAAAAAACACAGUAGCUAUUCUGGAACCUAUCGUAGAAGAGCACAUUCAGCUCAAGAUCAGAUAGUGUUGGACCCAACUCGAGGUGCCAGCCCCUGGAAUGCUGGUCAGAAUUUGAUCAGUGGCAGCAUUCAACAUAAGGGACAGUUCUAUUUUGUUACAGGAGUGUGCAAAAUGUCUGAAUCUGGUCUGAGGAUGCACUCUGCUUCAACGAGUGGGGCUGAGGAUGGAAGGGACAUUUCUGUUUUGUUAGAGAGACGUCAGCACAGAGAUAAAGAGAGAUCUCACAGCACACUAGAUAGUAUGUUUAGACCUUUCCAAGAAAGCUCCUGCUCUUCCAUUCCAGAAAAAAGAGAGGUAUUUACACCUGUGUCUAGAAAAAAAGAUCUGAUGUCCAAGAUCUCGGACCAGGAGAAUCCCAGACAAACUCACCUGAGUCAGUCCCCACCAAUUUUUGACAGUUUAGAGGAUAUGGACUUCAUGCACAGUCAAGAGAUUGGUCGCCACACUUUGGACAGUCCAAUUUUCUAUUGUGGACCUGACAGGAAGGGUCCACCACUUUCAGCAGCUCCACAAAAAGAGUUCUCCACACUUUUCAGCAAAGACCAAUCCAACCACAACAACAGAGAAGAUCCUGCAAAGAAAGAGAAAGAACAAACACUCUGUGAUGCUGUCAGUGAGAAGAUCAACAAAGACACAACCCCUCUUCUGUACCAUCUUACUGGAGCAAACCUUUCUGUGCUACAACCUAAGAAUGAAUCUGGCUUUAGCACGAAAGACCACGGAGAUGUUGGAGUAAAUGAUGGGAGACCUCCUCAACAUGAUGCUGUCAUGACCGACAGAGGAGGAGUUUCCUCUGUUGCCUGCAACACUCUAGACGAUUCGUUCAAAAAGUAUUACAAAGAGAAGCUGAAGGACGCUCAGCGGAAAGUCCUGAGGGAGACAUCGUUUACAAGGAGGGACUUGCAGCUGUCUUUACCAAACCAGGCCAGGCUAAAACCUGAACAGAGACCCACAAGCAUUCACUCUUUCUCCUCAUCACAGGACUCUGAGACUUCCACAGACACUCUCACUCCUUCUGUGACUUCUGAGGAGACCGAAAGGGGCAGCAUCAAGGAAAAAGCAAGUGAGAAUCUAAAAAUGACGGAGAGAGACUUUGAAAAAGUGAAUGGGAGGCCAGCACAUGUGGCCCAGCCUCAGGUGGCACGUAUUGGGGGUCGAAAGAGGCUUACACCAGAGCAAAAGAAGAUAUGCUACUCUGAACCAGAGAAACUCAACCAACUUGACGGGGGCCCCCAGCACGCUGUUUGCCGUUCGUUUGGCAAUGAAAGCGACAGUCCUUUUACAGCUGAAUAUGAGGAAGAGGAGCGUGUGCAUCAAGGAGACCAGGGACUGGUUGCAUCACGCAGAAAGAUGUUUGAGACUAGAGGUCGAGCCAUGUCAGUCUCAGGGGCCUCACAAACUAACCUCAAGCAUUUCAGGCAUAAGGCUCUGGUGGAGUACAUGGAACGUAAGACGGGCCACAUAGUAACUGAGCCUCAGCAGCCUAUGGCUCAGUUACCUUCCCAACCAAGACAAAGACACUCCCUGGGGGAGAAACCGUCUGACUGGGGUGUUCGAUCUACACCAGGGAACCACGAAGGAAGAAAUGCAAAGAAGCACAGACCCCAUUCUGCUGGCCGCAUACUGGACUGCCCCCAAAGCUCCAUGAGAUAUGCCCAGUUCUUACCAGCACAGUCUUGUUCAGGCCAAUAUGCUGGCCGGCAAAAUCCAUUCAGACAGAGGCAGAGUCGAGGUUCAGCUCAGGCAAAAUCUGCUUCAGCAGAGAGCCUGUUGGACCAGCAAGAAUCUGCUGGUUUGUGCCGGAACCGAUCCACAUCCACACCACAUGCAUUUCAGGCACAUGAAUAUUCAGAAGAUCUUCUAACUGUUGACUCCAUGGAAACCAGGAGUUUCCAGAAGAAUGCUGUUGAAGAGUCUCUGGUAAAGCCACUUUCUGGGGGCCCGCUUCCUGUCCGUGUGGCGGCACAGAGAGGAAAGUCCAUGGAAGAGCUCGGAACGUCAAAGAUGACUCAGCCGUGUGCCAUGAGCAAAAGCUCUGAGCAUCUUGAUCAGCUACAGAAGAUUUCGAACGGGCCCGGAGGACCGGGAAGAGACGAGGCCGGCGCUUCACGAGGUGGGCAUGGAAAAGAAACCCAGUGGAAUGAAAGAGGAAGGAAGAAUCAAGCAGUGAAGGAGCCAGAGUUUAUUUGUCAGAAGAACCCUCAGGAACAGAUCCAAAACCAAACCCAGAAGCAACCACUGUCGCAGCAGAGCUCUGUGGAGGAUUCAAUAGCUGAGGAGAAAAGCUCCAGCAGGUCCUGCUCUCCACCCUCCACCUCCUCUUCCCAUUUCAGAGCUCACUCUGCUUGUCUGGGGCCUCAUGGACCUCUUUCUGAUGGACUCGGGUCAGGGAAAGAGUCCAUCCUUCACUUCAGAGGCCUAGACAGUGACAUGAAGAUCAAAUCUAUUGUGUCCCAGACUAAUCCUCCCUGUGAAACCCCAUCUUGCUCCAGCAAAGAGAAGACCUCUUCAGGUUUGAGUAGAGCAGAGAAGGAGCAGAAUGUCGAUGACAGCAGCAGUAACCUCCAACCACCUGAGUCAAACCAUGAAGUGCCUCUGAGCUGCGGCAUCACCACAGAGCCUUUUCUGUGGAAUCUCCCUCCAAAUGAAGAAUCCUCAGAGGAAGCCCAGACGCCGCUGGAGGACAGCGUUUUUGACGAGUUCCCCAGCUCAGACCUCAUGAAGCAGACGAGUGAAGCCUUUGUGCCUGUCUGCACACCUGUCUCUGAUGCCGACCUCGACCAGGAGGCGGAGGAGCAGAAGCUUCCGGGGAUGGAAGCUAAGGCGGUGGGAGAGAAGACGGAGGAAAGGGGAACACCAGAGGGAGAGACUGUAGAAAACCCCAAUGAGAAACCUCAGUGGGAGGAGCUUGUGGAGGCAGUGGUCAAAGCUGACCAGUCAUUAGCCAGGGUGCUCUUCCCUCUGGCCAAUCGGAAGACGGCCCUGAUGCUUAUGGAGCAGGUGAUGUCAGAGGACACGCUGCUGAUGGAGGAGCACUACAAGAGGAAGCAGGAGCAGAGGGGAACUGCAGAAAGCGCUGUAAUGGUUGAAGGACCUGAAAAGUCUGCUUUCGAUUCUGCGUCUGACAUUCAGGAAUCUCGGCCUGCAGACGUGCUAUGUAAAGAUAAAAUCUCUGAAAUGAAGCAUCUGCUGGUCUCCUACAUCGAGGCGCACCUGCGCUCACUGGAGGAGCGCCGCUGCGCCCUGCAGAUGGAGGUCCAGGAGAACGCGGCGCGCGGGAAGGUGCUGGAGGUGCUGGUGCAGGAGCGCUGUCAGCCAGUGGAGCAGGAGAGGUAUAACCUCUUCAUAGGAGACCUGGAGAGGGUGAUGAACCUGCUGCUGUGUCUCUCAGCCCGCCUGGCUCGAGUGCAGAACGCCCUGAGCAACGUGGAUGAGAACACCGAUGCAGAAGAAAAGGAAUGUCUGGACAGUCGCCACCGUCUGCUGUGCAAACAGAGGGAUGACGCCAAAGACCUGAAGGAUAACUUGGACCGCAGAGAGAACCUGGUCUCCACCUUCCUGUCCCGGCAGCUGUCGGAGGAGCAGGUGCAGGACUACAGACGCUUUGUGCAGACCAAGGCUUCGCUUCUGAUCCGCCUGAAGGACUUGGAGGAGAAGCAGAGGCUGGGCGAGGAGCAGCUGGAGGCCCUUUCUAGCCGCCUGAAGCCGUGAGAGUGGCGUGGACACAAGCUUUGGUCGUACUUGAACUGAAAACGUGUUCAGCUCUACUUUCCUGGUUCUGUUUGUCCAAGGAGAUGCAACCCUUUGCUACAAAAUGCUUGACAGAACUUCAGCCGGACCCACUUUCUAAACACUAUGCUGACUCAGCAGAAAGACUGUUGAAACUGAAGCUCCAACCCCGUUCAUCACACAGAGCCAGUGCAUCACGUCCUGUCCGUCACUAUCAAGCCGUUGCCUUAAUGUUUUUGUAGCUGAUAAUUAUUUUUGUUUGAGAGCUGCUGUGCAGAACACGUUAGAACUUCAUAAAUGGUCGUGCUUUUCUUCAUGAUGGCUCCUCAGUCUGCAGAAAACCUACAAGCUUUAAGAUUGUAACGCGGCAGAAGGAACGGCUUUAGGAGCCUCACAAGUACUGUAUCAUGCCAGUAAAAAUCUACUGUAGCCGGGCAGAUUUCAUCUUUUUGAAUGCUCUUAUAUUUUAUAAUGUAUUCAGAUUAAGAAGGCACUACAAACCAAAAAAGGUGAAUGAAAAAAAAACGCACUUUGUAGAUUUACAUAAAUGCACAUUUCUUCAGUUUGGAUCUUUUCAGUGAAAGUGUCUUUUUAAAAGGUCCAUGAGAACAAUUAACACAACUGUUGUUAAGAUCAUUUCAUUCUUAAUAGGAAGUGGGGUGUAGUGACGUCAUCGUCAGAUCCUGAUCUACGUGGACCUGCCAUGGAUUCUUAAUUCUUAGCCAAAACUCUUUAAUUUUAAGGUGCAGAUUUUCCAUCAGAAGAUUUCCAUAUUUUGUCUUUUUGUUGCAAAAACAACUUUCAGUACUUGAAAAUGGUCAAAUAAGCGUCCCAGAUCUGCUUUACCUCCACAGGGUAGACCUUUUUAGACACCUUAAUCUUCACUUUACACAGCCUUGUUGUGUAUGAAAUGCUGUUUUUUAAACCCCUUUGAAUAAAGUGACUCCCAAAUACCACCAGGAGCAUCUUUGUUUGGACCUGAACGGUAUCUGGGCCUCUUUCAUGUGCCUUCUGCACAUGCCUCUAAUUGUCUUCACGUUUGUGUUAACAUUCAACAAAACAUCUUGUGUAGUCAGGAAAUACAAUCUUGUUCCUCAGGAAAUUAAACAGGUUGAUUGUUUUGGUCAUAACGAAACGCAUUUAGUCACUCAGAAAGGCAAAGACAUUUGAAAAAAACAAGGUGAAACCUUAAAGAGGUUCUGACUUUCCCCCCUGUCUGCUAAGCAAACGUUUGUGCUAACGCAGGGCUGCAGCACUGGAAAGACUCUUUGUUUUCUGCUGGAAGUCCUAAAAUAUGUGAAAAACCUAACUUUAUGGAGGCUGAAGGAGAAAGUGAAGACAAGCUCUCACAAAGACCAGCACAGGGGUUAACCCUCAUCUUCCUUCUGGAUUUGCUAAACUUCCCUUUCAGAGGAAGAAAUAUUUCAGCUACAAUCAAAGGAGGAUUUAAUUUAAGCGUAAUAGACACUGAUGAGAACAGAAAAGACAUUUCAGAUGGCAGAAAUGAUGAUGGACUCAUUUCAAAAUCCACCUUCUCCACUAUAUUUAACACCCACUUUCUCAAGGGUUUCUGUUUGUGCCCAUUUGGGGUUUUAAAUUUUGUGUUUGGAAUGUUGUGAAUAAAUUAAGCUUUUACUGUC